Lindgomyces ingoldianus is the source of this 1234-nucleotide messenger RNA. Its product is annotated as alpha/beta-hydrolase. NCBI's taxonomy places the organism in Eukaryota, Fungi, Ascomycota, Dothideomycetes, Pleosporales, Lindgomycetaceae. The record is from RefSeq and is a predicted model, not a curated record. The transcript has 4 exons. Bases 53 to 1234 code for a protein of 393 amino acids.
CUGUACAUAUUGUUCACUCGACAUCAUCCACGCUUGACUCCACGACUUCAAAAUGAGUGCCCUUCAAUUAAUCUCUCUUUUCACUGCCCUCCCGCUUCUUAACCUUAUCUCAGCGUCGCCGACAAUCCAUCACGAUGAAUAUCGUCAUCCAUCAAACGGGAUCUGUACCGACUACACCAUAAAGAGCGAGGUGACAUCCAACGACUUUGUUUGGGGCUUGGAUCACUUUAAUGAUAACUACGACGUUGCUGCUUUCCUGUUUAACAACUCUCGGAAGGAUACGUUCACCACAUUUCAGCCCUUCUCAGGUACUAAGAAUGUAACCAAGCAAUUUGAGGUUGCUGCAACGUUUUGCACACCCGAAGAAAUGAAAGGUGGGAAGGAGAAGACGGUUCUAGUGGCUACCCAUGGGCUGGGUUAUGAUAGGCGUUAUUGGGCACCCUCUUAUAAGCCGGACGAGUAUAGCUUCGUCCAGUACGCGCUCGCCAACGGAUACUCUAUCUUCUAUUAUGACCGCCUCGGCACGGGAAAGUCUCAAAUACUAUCCGGCUACACGAAUCAAGCUUCGAACCAAAUCGAGAUUCUUUCGAAGAUGGUGCAGGAAAUCCGAAAAGGAAUGUACACAUCCACUGUGAAAGCUUCAAAGAUAGUUUUAGUUGGUCACUCUUUCGGCUCUUUCAUAUCCGACGCCAUGGUUGCUCAAUAUCCCGGUCUUGUUGAAGGUGUUGUCCUGACUGGAAUCGGCUUUGCCGGCCUCACCGAUGACGCUGGCCCUUCCUCUCGCUGGAUCCCAUCCGCGUUCGCCUCCCGCAUCGCCUCAACCGUAUCAUCCGCCUACCGCUCCCUUGACUCUGGCUAUCUCUCCUUUGGUGACGUCUACGCCCACAUCGAGACCUUCUUUCACCAACCCAACUAUGCCGUCGACGUCGUCGAAUAUGCACAAGCCAUCAGCCAGCCCUUCGCCAUUGCAGAAUACCUCUCACUCGGGCGCAUCAGCCUGGUGGCUGCCGAGUUCAAGGGACCAGUCUUUAUCACAUCUGGGCAAUUCGAUUUGAUUGUUUGUGGAGGUGAGUGUAAGAGUACGUUCGCAAAUGGCACUCAGAAGGAGAAGUUUCCGAAGGCGAGGGUGUUGGAAACCUAUGCACACCCAGGAGCGGGUCACGGAGUUAAUUUCGGGGCUAAUGCGACCGGGUUCUUUGGGAAGACUGUAGAGUUUUUAGAUAAGAACUUUUAA